GGACUCUCGCACUGCAUUUUUGCUAUCAAGACCGAUGAAGGGCACUUGUUCCUCCAAAGAGUUAAUAUUAGCUACCCUGUCAACCAUGACUGCUCCAUCAAUUCUAUGCUAAUAUCUUAACAGAGGUCAGUGGUGGUACCAGCUACCUGCACUACACCCACACAUAUAACCGUACGCACAGAUAUAACACUUCUAUUGCAACCAGACAGAAUGAAGAGCCUGGAUGAGGCUCCUGGGAGUAAGACAUUCAGCGAGCACAACAACUGGGACCAAGAAAAUCAAUCGGCAGCAUCCCAUAAUACGAGUCUGCUCCUUGGUGAUCCGUGGACACCAUGCCGACGGUCCCGCGCAACUGUCAAAGAGUGGCUGUUGAAGCUGAGGUGCUGUUUGGGAACAGUGUGUGGAAUGGAGUGGUAUUGCUACGCCGCUCUAGGAAUUUUGACUGCCAUCCUUAGCUUUUUAAUGGAUCUAAGUGUGACAAAGCUGCUGAGAGCUCACCAAUGGCUUUAUAUAAAGCUGGAGGGCAACAGUCUGCUGCAGUUCUUCUGCUGGACUCUUUACCCAGCAUGCCUUUGUGCUGUCUCAUCAUCAUUCUCCCACAAUAUCUGUCCCUUCUCCACAGGUUCGGGGAUACCAGAGCUGAGAACCAUGCUGGCCGGUAUUGAAAUGCCUCAAUAUUUGUCUCUCACUAAUAUGUUUACCAAGUAUCUGGGCCUUAUCUGUACACUGUCAGCAGGCAGCACUGUUUACCUGGGCAAAGUGGGUCCAUUUGUGCAUCUUUCCACCAUGGUUGGAGCCUACCUGAGCAACCUCUGCAAUCUCAUACAAGUCAAUGAGAAGGAAAAAGCUGCUGGAGAAAUGCUGGUUGUAGCUGCUGCAGUUGGUGUAGCCAGCUGCUUCGGAGCUCCCAUCACCGGUGUGUUGUUCAGUGUGGAAUUGAUGUGUUCUCACUUCGCCGUGAGGCAUUAUUGCCCAUGUUUCUUCUCAGCCGCCUGUGGGGCAUUGACCUUUCGCCUGUUCUCAGUGUGGAGUGGAGAUAGAGAGACUCCUCAGGCAUUGUUCAAAACUAAUUUCCCCAAUGCUUUACCUUUCUACCCGCUGGAGAUUCUGCCGUUCGCUUUCCUGGGGCUGCUGUGUGGAGCUGUGUGCUGCUGCUACCUCUUCUGCCACCGGUGGAUCCUGCGAUUCACCAAAACAAACCCGAUCUUCAUCAAAAUGCUAACGACAGAGAAGGGUCUAUACUCUGGCACAGUGGCCUUCUUCCUGGCAUGUCUGACAUUCCCUUACUCUGUUGGUCAAUAUAUGGUUUCUCAGUACACCAUGAAGCAGCUCCUGACCUCCUUAUUAGAUAACAGGCAGUGGAGCUCUCAAUCCCACAAUGCCUCUGUUCAACUGGGGAGCGAGCCUUUGUUGGAGUGGAGUUCACCAGGAAGUCCUUUCUACUUUUCUUUGGUUGUCUUUCUGCUCAUGAAGAUGUGGAUGUUGGUCCUCGCCUGCACUCUGCCUCUGCCAGCUGGAUACGUCAUGCCAGUGUUUAUCUAUGGUGCAGCUUUGGGCCGGUUGCUUGGAGAAGGAGUAGCUGGACUGACUUCUGGCCAGCAGUGGGCUUCUAUAAAUCCUGUAAAUCCUGGGGGCUACGCACUUGCAGGUGCAGCAGCCUUCUGCGGGGCAGUGACACACACCUUGUCCCCAGCUCUAAUGGCUAUAGAGUUAACUGGCCAAUUCAGCCACGCUGUACCCAUCCUCCUCGCCACUCUGCUGGCCAAUGCAGUGUCUCGCUCUGGGGACCGCCAGUCUUUCUAUGACGCAAUCUCCAUCAGCAAGAGGCUCCCACAUCUGCCCUCCCUGAUGAAGGUGUACCCCCGGCUGAAAUGUCUUGUCCUAUCUGAUGCUCACUCAAAGCAUUGCGGCAGGUGGAAGGAUGGAUUUUUACCAGCUUAGAAGCAGGCUAAGUAAUGGCUGAGUCACUGGUAUUGAUCAACCACCUACACAUCUACUAUUCUCAAUUUAUAUUAUUGCAGAAAAAAUACCAUUGAGGAUAUUUCUGCAUUGAAAACUAUUUAUUAUACUUCUCAAAGUAAAGCAUCUUUAAUUCAUUAUGCUCUGGGAGAAAUCCACUUUUUUCCAGACAGUAGCCUACAUCUGCCAGGAAAUUCACUUGUGAUGAACAUUCUUUUCCCAUUAAAAUGUGAAUGGGCAAGUACGAAUACUCUACACUCUCUCCAACAGUUUUGUUUAUUGAUGUGGUCUUUGUAGCCUACUGUAGGCCGCAACGAAAUGAUCCGCCACUAUCUCUCAACAUAUCAGUUGUUAAUAAUCUACUGGUGUAUAAUACUAAUUGAAAGCACUAAUUAAAGGUGCUGUACUUAAAAUAAUGAAAAAACAGAAGGCUGGGAUUGCCUCCACACGGCUCUCUCAUACCGUUCCCCAAUAUGUAACAUACCUACACUUUUCCAGACUGUCCUCAUCCAGAAAACAGAGAUGGGGACUCGAGUUUCAGACUCGGACUUGAGUCACACUAAAGUCUCACACACAGUGACUUUAGACUUGACUUGAGACUUGUCCUCAAAAGACUUCAGACUCGACUCAGACUCGAGAUACGGGACUCGUGAACAAUCUUUAUUUUUUAGGAAAUGUGAUGAUGACCUGAAUGUUAUUCCCAUCCCUGCAUUACGGCGUAACCUAUAACCCACCUACGUAAGACGUAAUACGUAACGUAUCUGCUGCGCAUGGCCACACAUGACAGAGGAGAACAAACAUGUGACAUGCACAGGCAUUUGCUGUGCCAUUCAUCAUAAGCUUUGGCUUUAAACACUUCAGACAACAAGGCCCAAACAAAAGAAUCGCUGAAUGCUACAUAUGUGGUAGCAAGAUAAAGGAUUCUGGCUCAACCACGUCUGAUUUAAUCAGCCACCUGAAAACGUAUUCUGAUAAGUAGCAAACAUGUUUAGCUCAGCAUUGGCCAUCUAAUGUUAGCUUGCUUCUUGCUUUAGCUACGACCUACGGAGGUUAACUCCAACUGUUGUUCGAUUUAUGUUAUGAAAAAAUCAAUGAGCGUUUGUUUGUUUGUUUGUUUGCCAAACUUUUGGGGGGAAUUAGCGUUACGCAAUCAUUUACGUCCCGCUGGCUGCCACCACGUUAAUUAUUGACGUCGGCUGCAAACCGGUUAGAGAUUUCUUGUUGAUCAUAUAAAGUUUAUAUGUUACACUCUCUCCAACAGUUUUGUUUAUUGAUGUGGUCUUUGUAGCCUACUGUAGGCCGCAACAAAAUGAUUCGCCACUAUCUCUCAACAUACCAGUUGUUAAUAAUCUACUGUUGUCACCGAUUAGGUAUCAAAGGGAGGUCAUUUUGAAUUGUCAGUUUUCCUCACCAGGCAUUCUGCUAUGAGUAAAUACUAAUUGAAAGCACUGAUUAAAGGUGCACUAAUUAAAAUAUACUGAAAAAACAGCAGGCUGGGAUUGCCUCCACACGGCUCUCUCACAUCGUUCCCCAAUAUGUGGAAUACCUACGCACAUCAUAUAAAGUUUAUAUGAUCAACAGGGUAAUGUUAACUAAAUAAAACUGUAGUGACUACAGUUUUAUUUAGUUACCCUGGCUUUGAGAGUCUGGGGGUUGUGUUGACUUACAGUAGUUUAUAGGCUGACAUUAGGCCCGUUCGAGAUGAGCCAAGUCUGCGCAGAAUCGAUCACCGGCGAUCGCCGAUUAGAUUUGUGUCCGACUUGAUCCCGACUUGCUCUGACGUCAUGCACACAUGGACAAUGAUAACCUCACAAGAUCAAGGCAGCCGCAGGUUUGAGACGCAGGCGCGCAGAUGCUUUUUACCGACUGCAAGACCAAGGCAGAACCAGGGCAUGCUGAGAAAUGCUUUAUAUAAACUUUUUUAUUGUUUUUGAAUUGUCUGAUUUAAAGGCUUAUUCUGUACAGAACACAUGUUGUGUG
Messenger RNA from Perca fluviatilis (European perch), 3939 nucleotides. RefSeq names its product chloride channel K (gene clcnk). Gene Ontology annotation, molecular function: voltage-gated chloride channel activity. NCBI's taxonomy places the organism in Eukaryota, Metazoa, Chordata, Actinopteri, Perciformes, Percidae. Gene Ontology annotation, biological process: chloride transport; transmembrane transport. The record is from RefSeq and is a predicted model, not a curated record. The coding region runs from base 211 to 1941 and encodes 576 amino acids. Gene Ontology annotation, cellular component: membrane. The transcript is spliced from 16 exons.